AUGCUCAUUUUGAUCAUAACUUCUUACUGCAUUAGUCCGUGGUUUACAGUAGAAAUCAAUUGCGAAGAUGAUACGCCAAUGGAAAGGAAAGCAGUUAUUUCCGCUGGUUUAUGGGAUCGGUGCAUAGAACUCUCGGACAAAAUCGACGAUACCGGAGCUCAUUGCAAAAAAUGGGACAGAACAUCCCUUCUUGAUAACAACUGGACUGACUGGGAGAGAGAAGGCUGCUACGAUAACUUUUUUAAAGCCACUUUAAAGAGCUUCAAUAGAAACUCUCUUUGGAAUGCGGCCGCAAUGAUGCUCUUCGUGGGAAACACCUUUAUCCUCUUGCCAAGUGUUACUGUUUUGCUUAUUCCGACGCAACAGAAGUUUUCGAGUGACAUUGCAGUCCUCACUCACGAGAAAUCAAAACUUGUUGUUGAAAACUUUUCCAUCUCUUUUCCUGCAUAUUUGGCUUUACUGGGAAUUUUGGCCAUUUACAUCGUCAUCUUCACCUCUUUCCUCCGCUUCUACCACUUCCCAUAUCCCUAUACAGAAGAAAAUAGAAAGAAACUCGACAAAAUCAUCUCCGAGUACCAAAUUCUCGGGACAAAGAAAUGGGACGAGUACAAUAAACGGCAGAAAAACCGAGAAGAAGAUUUGCUACAAGAACUUGAAGUAGACGCCAUCAGCGAAAAUUCACGCGAAGACUUUUCCUCGAUCGGGACGAAAUCGCCCAUGCCAAGCAUUGGUCGAGUCAGCGGAUUCUCAACGCUCGAAGCUGUUUCAGAAAUGGACGAGAAAAAUGACAACUUUGAAGACUUCAAUUGA
Messenger RNA from Oikopleura dioica, 810 nucleotides. Lineage: Eukaryota; Metazoa; Chordata; Appendicularia; Copelata; Oikopleuridae. The record is from the annotation of a GenBank genome assembly.